AAAAGUCUAGAGAGCGAAAGUGAGGAGAGAGAAAAAAGACAUCUUCUCUUCGCGGGCUCAUCACUGACACCAAUCUACAGCCAAGGCAGGCAAAAACCCUAAACAACCGCAGCUGGUUGCGAUGGCCGAGUCGACUCAGUUACAGCAAGCCCAACUGGCGACGAUUCUCGGUCCCGACCCGGCCCCUUUCCAAACCCUGAUCUCCCACCUCAUGUCUUCCGCCAACGAUCAGCGCUCCCAGGCGGAGCUCCUCUUCAACCUCUGCAAGCAGACCGAUCCCGACUCCCUCUCCCUCAAGCUCGCCCACCUCAUCCAGUUCUCCCCCGCCGCCGAGGCCCGCGCCAUGUCCGCGAUUCUCCUCCGCAAGCAGCUCACCCGCAACGACUCGUAUCUCUGGCCCCGAUUGAAUCCGACGACCCAAUCAACGCUGAAGACGAUUCUGCUGACGUGUAUUCAGCAGGAGGGCACGAAAUCCAUCUCCAAGAAGCUCUGCGAUACGAUUUCCGAGCUCGCCUCUGGGAUUUUACCCGAUAACGGAUGGCCGGAGCUGCUGCCGUUUAUGUUCCAGUGCGUCUCGUCUGAUUCGCCAAAGCUUCAAGAAGCGGCGUUCUUGAUAUUCGCUCAGUUAUCGCAGUACAUCGGCGACAUCAUGGUGCCGCACAUAAAAGAAUUGCACGCCGUGUUCUUGCAUAGCCUGGGGAAUUCGCCGAGCCCCGACGUGAAGAUCGCGGCUUUGAACGCCGUCAUCAAUUUCAUUCAGUGUUUGACCAGCUCUGCGGAUAGGGAUAGGUUUCAGGACCUGUUGCCGGCGAUGAUGAAGACGUUGAUGGAGGCUCUGAACAACGGGAACGAAGCCACCGCGCAGGACGCUCUUGAAUUGUUGAUUGAAUUGGCUGGGACUGAGCCGAGGUUCCUAAGGCGGCAGAUUGUGGAAGUCGUUGGCGCAAUGUUACAGAUUGCUGAGGCCGAUUCCUUGGAAGAAUCAACAAGGCACUUGGCCAUUGAGUUCGUCAUCACUCUGGCUGAGGCCAGAGAGCGUGCUCCUGGCAUGAUGAGGAAGUUGCCGCAGUUUAUAAGCCGAUUGUUUGCCAUUUUAAUGAAAAUGCUUCUGGAUAUUGAGGACGAACCGGCAUGGCAUGCGGCAGAGAGUGAAGAUGAGGAUGCCGGUGAGACCACUAAUUACAGUGUUGGUCAAGAGUGUUUGGAUCGGCUUUCGAUUUCCCUUGGUGGGAAUACCAUAGUUCCAGUAGCUUCUGAGCAAUUGCCUGCAUAUUUGGUUGCCCCUGAGUGGCAGAAGCACCAUGCUGCAUUGAUUGCCCUUGCUCAGAUUGCUGAGGGUUGUGCUAAGGUAAUGAUUAAAAAUUUGGAGCAAGUGGUAGCAAUGGUCUUGAACUCUUUUCAAGAUCCACAUCCUCGUGUAAGGUGGGCAGCGAUUAAUGCAAUUGGGCAGUUGUCUACUGAUUUGGGCCCAGAUCUGCAAGUUCAAUAUCACCAAAGUGUGCUCCCAGCAUUGGCUGGAGCUAUGGAUGAUUUUCAGAACCCUCGUGUUCAGGCACAUGCUGCUUCGGCUGUGCUGAAUUUCAGUGAGAAUUGCACUCCGGAUAUUUUAACACCGUAUUUGGAUGGAGUAGUGAGCAAAUUGCUUGUACUUCUGCAGAACGGAAAACAAAUGGUGCAAGAGGGUGCCUUGACUGCUUUGGCAUCCGUUGCUGAUUCAUCUCAGGAGCAUUUUCAAAAAUAUUAUGAUGCAGUUAUGCCUUACCUGAAAGCUAUCUUGGUGAAUGCCACUGAUAAGUCUAAUCGCAUGCUUCGUGCCAAAUCGAUGGAGUGUAUUAGUUUGGUUGGAAUGGCAGUUGGAAAAGAGAAAUUCAGGGAAGACGCUAAGCAAGUCAUGGAAGUGCUGAUGGCUUUGCAAGGAUCUCACAUGGAGACGGAUGAUCCAACUACAAGUUACAUGUUACAAGCCUGGGCUAGACUCUGCAAGUGCUUAGGACAAGAUUUCCUCCCAUAUAUGAGUGUUGUAAUGCCUCCUUUGCUUCAGUCUGCUCAACUUAAGCCAGAUGUAACCAUCACAUCUGCAGAUGACGACAAUGAUAUUGAUGACUCUGAUGAUGAUAGUAUGGAAACAAUUACUCUUGGGGAUAAAAGGAUUGGAAUCAAGACUAGUGUCUUGGAGGAGAAAGCUACAGCUUGCAAUAUGCUGUGUUGCUAUGCUGAUGAGCUGAAAGAAGGAUUCUUUCCCUGGAUUGAUCAGGUUGCCCCCACUUUGGUUCCACUUCUUAAAUUUUAUUUCCAUGAAGAAGUUAGGAAGGCAGCUGUUUCAGCAAUGCCGGAGCUACUGCGUUCUGCAAAGUUAGCUAUAGAGAAAGGCCAAGCUCAAGGUCGUAACGAAACAUAUAUAAAGCAAUUGUCUGACUACAUUGUUCCAGCUCUUGUGGAAGCAUUACAUAAGGAACCUGAUACUGAAAUCUGUGCAAAUAUAUUGGAUGCAUUAAAUGAAUGCUUACAGGUUUGUCAUUUUUCUUUAAGAAAUUGUAUGAAUUUUCCAUUGUGGCCCUGUUUAUUUUACUUUUUGCACUUACUCCGCACCAACCGACCAAUUCAGUAGUGCUGGAAUUGCUAUAUUUUUCCCUGCAAGGAAGUUGUCAAUACACUUAUGAUUAGAAAUGUUAAUUGGAUACUGGAUACUAGUCACAUUCCA
Messenger RNA from Malus domestica (apple), 2701 nucleotides. NCBI's taxonomy places the organism in Eukaryota, Viridiplantae, Streptophyta, Magnoliopsida, Rosales, Rosaceae. The record is from RefSeq and is a predicted model, not a curated record.